Molecule: messenger RNA, 276 nt
Organism: Kwoniella botswanensis
Lineage: Eukaryota; Fungi; Basidiomycota; Tremellomycetes; Tremellales; Cryptococcaceae
Exons: 2
Coding region: 1-276 (91 amino acids)
Source: RefSeq, a predicted model, not a curated record
AUGGAAGUUCGCACAUGGGUAGCAUACAGCCUACGUAAUUUCUGGUUGAGACUUCUAACUAUCAUUUUCAUCUUCGCUUGGGGAUUACCGGUAUUGAUCAUUGCUGGGAUCGGGGUGGAGAAGAUUCAGGGCGAUGAUGAUGGGAGGGUUGAAAUAAAGUUAGGAAGUGGUUGGACCAUGGCAUUAGUAGCUAUAAUCACUCUUGUACUCGUACAGAUUAGUAUUCCAUUGGGAGGACUGUGGAAUGAUUCCAGACGAUCUGGCAAGAAGCAUUAA